Molecule: messenger RNA, 1874 nt
Organism: Brassicogethes aeneus
Lineage: Eukaryota; Metazoa; Arthropoda; Insecta; Coleoptera; Nitidulidae
Source: the annotation of a GenBank genome assembly
CAUACAUGCUUUAUGGCGGUAAUUUUAAAAACUUCUCUUAUCGCCGGAAUUUUAUGAUUUUUGUAUUGUAUUUACAUUGGAUACACAAAAGCUAUUUAAAGAUAAUAAAGAUAACGAAAUGUAAAUUGUUUUAUCUUUUUUAUUAGAUGACUAGUUUUUACGUGCGAAAAUACUGGAUAGACUUGAAUACUAUGGUGUUGUAAUUGUUUUAUACUUUAUUUAUUCAUGGAAAACAAAUAAAUAAAGAAAAUGACCGAAGAUAAAAAAAAAAUGGUGAAAUGUAUCGUGGUGGGAGACGGGUUUGUUGGAAAAACUGUCCUAUUAACAAGGAUAAGCAAAAAAGUAUUUAAAGAUUCCUAUGCACCCACAAUAUUUGAUAAUACGGCUAUAACUCAAGUUUAUAAUGGAAAAACAUAUGAUCUUCAUUUAAUUGAUACUGCAGGUCAGGAAGAUUAUAAAGCAAUUAGAACGCAGGCAUUCAGCGAUGUUAACGUGUUUUUAGUUUGUUUUUCCAUCGAAAAUUCGACAUCUUUUGAAAAUGUUAAAUCAAGCUGGCUAAGUGAAAUUCGACAAUUCGCUGGCAUAAAAGAUGCUGGUUUAAUAUUGGUUGGGACCAAAAGUGACCUGAGAAAUGACGCGGAAACAAUCGAUAGAAUGAACAUGAGCAAGGAAAAUUUUGUGCCGGAAGAAGCGGCCAAAAGUUUGGCCAAGGAAGAAAAAAUGACUUACAUUGAAUGUUCCGCAAAAACAAGUGAAAAUACCGAUAAAUUAAGAGAGUUAAUUUUCGAAACUUACGAUAAAUACGAAAAACAACAAAAUAGUUGGAUGGGAUUUCCCUAUUGUUCUUAUUUUAAAAGGGUUCUAUGUUGUAGAAGCGUCGAAAACUCCGAAACGCCAAAAUUAAGCCAGCAAUCGGCUUCCGGGUGUGCAAGACGCAAGAAUGACGCUGGGUUGCACAAAAAUGGCAGCAAAACUGAUAAAAAUACAUCCGCAUACAUUAAAAGUGUACAGGAGGAAGUCAAAAUGCAAACCAUUAAGUGUGUUGUGGUAGGCGACGGUGCCGUGGGUAAAACUUGCUUGCUAAUUAGUUAUACAACCAACAAAUUUCCUUCGGAAUACGUUCCGACCGUGUUUGAUAACUAUGCCGUGACUGUUAUGAUUGGUGGGGAACCUUACACCCUGGGACUUUUUGAUACAGCCGGUCAAGAGGAUUACGAUAGGCUACGUCCUUUGAGCUACCCUCAAACUGAUGUCUUCUUAGUGUGCUUUUCCGUUGUUAGUCCGUCCUCAUUUGAAAACGUCAAAGAAAAGUGGGUUCCAGAAAUAACGCAUCAUUGUCAAAAAACGCCUUUCCUCUUAGUAGGAACGCAGGUGGAUUUAAGAGACGAUGGCGCCACCAUAGAAAAGCUAGCUAAAAACAAGCAAAAACCGAUAUCGAUAGAACAGGGUGAAAAACUAGCGAAAGAGUUAAAAGCAGUUAAAUACGUUGAGUGUUCAGCAUUGACGCAAAAAGGUCUUAAAAACGUGUUUGAUGAGGCCAUUUUGGCCGCUUUGGAACCGCCAGAACCAGUGAAGCGUAAAAAGUGCGUAAUCCUUUAAGUCUUAAAAUUUUUCAAAAAACAACAAAAACGAGUUGAAGUAUUCUAAAAAAAGUAUGACGAAGACUAAAUUUUUUCUAUUUAUUUUUAUUAAUCUAACAGGCUUCCUAUUAUUGCAGUUUUGUAUUUUGUGACUAAUCCUUGUCAAUCUACAAAAAUCUUAAAAGAACUUUUUAUGGUUUUUAGCAUAUGGUGUAGACUGGGCCAAAAAAAUUGACUAUUUUUUUUUUUGAAAAAUAUAUCGAGAAUGUUAUUCGGAAUGACAAAAAAAAAUUU